UUAUGACUCCCCAACAAUUGCCAGUUUCAUCACCAACCGUAUCCUCCAGGCAAAAGUCUGGUCUUGUUUCGGGAUGAGGGAUGCCAUUCCCCCAAAUCCAACGCCUUACGGCAUGCUCUACAGUUCUCAAUGGCAGAAACACAUUUUCCAACAACGUCAUCAGGUCCUUUCACAGCUCGCGUUCUCUAUGCCAAGAUGACGUCGGCCGAAGCCACUACGAGACUUUGAAAGUCGGCGAGAAUGCCUCCGCCGCUGAAAUCAAGAAGUCUUUCUACACGCUCUCCAAAACCCACCAUCCGGACCACAACCGCUCGGACCCAGAGGCUCCAGCCCGCUUCAUGCGCAUCUCGGACGCCUACUCAGUCCUGUCGUCGCCUGAUAAGCGCGCCGCCUAUGACCGCGACGUGAUGCGCAAGCAACACCACUCGGCCGCCACAGCAACCAGGGGAUCCUACAGCUCCACCGGCCCCGCGGGCGGUCGCGCCGCGUCCGGUCUUAGCCGCCGCCGGAGCACAUACACGGGCCCGCCGCCGUCCUUCUACCGCAACGGCGGGUGGGGAGCGCACGGUACCAAGAGGGCCGCGGCGCACGAGGCCAGCAGCGGCGGGGCCGGUGGUGCGCGCGCCGAGGAGAAAGCGCCCGGCGGUGGUACCUGGGGCGCCGGGAUGGGAUACGGACAGGGGCAGCGGGCAGAGGACGUGCCGCAUUUUGAUCACGAGGGCCACGAGCGUACACACCGCCGGAUGGACCGUCGCAAGGCGUCUUCCACGGGGUUUGAGCCUCCCGUCGGGUCCGAUGAUAGCUUCAUGGGUGGAUUCAUUGUAGUAUCCACCGUUUUGGCCGUCUCUCUGGCGGUGCCUGCGCUUUUUUUCUCGGCGAAGAGAGAUAGGGCCGACAGGAAUGAAGCUAUCCGCCAGGGUAGGGUAUGAGCCAUUGCCGACUAUAAACUUUUAUCAGUCAGAUCGCCGAAUUGGAGAGACCCUAGGUUGUAUCAAUGCAUUUCCUAGACUCUGUUCUAGAGAUAAAUCAGACAAAUACACUAAUGCAGACGGCACGAGUAGCAUUUACGACGAGAAAUAGCUGUCGUUAUUACAUGUACUGGUGGACUAGAAGAAGUCUUUUUGUAUUGACAGAUUUGGUACAGGUGCUUUUGGUCGGUCCUCCCGUCAGCGAUCGGGCCGAGUCUAGAUGAGUCUAUGUAGUCUAGUCCGGCCCAGAUACACCUUGCAAGAAGUAGUUUAUAGAUUCCCCGUCAACAUGUCCCCCACCCAAGAUGUGAACAUG
Pyricularia oryzae 70-15 is the source of this 1284-nucleotide messenger RNA. RefSeq names its product DnaJ domain-containing protein. The record is from RefSeq and is a predicted model, not a curated record. Bases 81 to 929 code for a protein of 282 amino acids. Lineage: Eukaryota; Fungi; Ascomycota; Sordariomycetes; Magnaporthales; Pyriculariaceae. The transcript has 2 exons.